UGCUACACACGGCGCCUCCCACACUCUUUGUCACCGGACCGCCCGGUACAGGUAAAACUGUGGUGCUGCUGCUGAUGGCCAUACAGUGGCUGCGGUGUGGUCACCACGUCUACGUUGUCAGCACGUGGGAUGGGAUUCUUGCAGCGUGCAGCAUGUUGUAUCACCUGUUGCUGCAGACAGUAAAGACACAACAGUCAGAAGGUGUAUCACCCGGUCAGCCUCACCUCCUGCAGUAUGAUCUUGAUUUCGAUAGUGACGUGGAGAAGGCCGUCAACGACUUGUCACAGGCGGCGAGUGGAGGGUCGUUGUACGUCAUCGCUGAUGACGUAGAGUCUUGUGACAUGUGGAUGAUUUUGUGUGACAAGCUGCUGACACGAGUUCCUCGUCUCCAUCUGUGGGCGGCAAGUUGUUUCCAUGGAGACGCACCUGACGGCUGGCAAGUGGAAUAUUUAACCAGACCCCUCCGCUCUCCUCCGGCCGUCGUCAGGGAAUUCGAGCAGGACGAAAUGAUCACUACACACCGUUAUGUCCUCCCCUACAAAGAGGGAGGUUUACCCGACCAUACAGACGGCCCGCCGGUCAGACGACUGUAUCACCACGAAGGUCAGGGUCACUCAGGUGACUGGCCAGGUGACUGUGUCAAGUGCGGUCGUAAGGUGGCCGAGUUCCUGCACAGUCUCCAUAAUGGUGUUACAGAGAGGGGCAUAGCAGCAUCUACAACAGUCAGGUCCACCAGCGACGGCACAACACCACCGAGUGUACAGUGGAGAGACGUGCUGGUGUUGUGCCCUUAUAAGCUUAAAGACAAAUCGAGUAUGGUGAAGGAACUGCUAGAAGCGGGUAUCCCAGUGCGGGUGAUGACGGAUGAUGACAUCGAGGACGUGGCCACGGCCCGCAGUGACGUGGUGUGGGUGGCGAGUGGACAUCGUGUUUGUGGUCUGGAGAGAAAAGUCGUCGUGUGUGUGGAGAAACAUCAGUCUGAGUCUGAGUCUUCCCGACUUUCCAUAAUGUCCCGCUGUAAAUCACAGCUUGUUAUUGUCGUCCCUGAUUACUCCUAUCGUCAAAGUUUUUCCUCUUCUAGUCUCAGUCCAUCAGACUUCCUCAUCAUAUGAUGUGAUACACAUGAUGUAAUUAUAUUUUGUUACAUCAUGAGGUCCGUGUCUGUGUUUACACAACAACAGUUAUUGUUAGUGGCUGCAGUUCUAUCGCCUAAAAUACAAAAUGUCUUU
Messenger RNA from Pomacea canaliculata, 1229 nucleotides. RefSeq lists its product as uncharacterized. Bases 75 to 1112 code for a protein of 345 amino acids. The record is from RefSeq and is a predicted model, not a curated record. Lineage: Eukaryota; Metazoa; Mollusca; Gastropoda; Architaenioglossa; Ampullariidae. The transcript has 3 exons.